GCAGGCAGGCAGACCACCGACAGACCGACCGACCGACCGAACGACUGACAGCCAGCUGGACGCAGAGCGAGACCCGACGGCCGCAGACAUGGACGUGUACGACCCCCAGACGCUGGGCUUCGUGGUGUUCGGCGGCUUCAUGCUGGUGUCGGCGCUGGGCAUCGCGCUCGUCUCCACGCUCUCCAUGAAGGAGACGUCCUACGAGGACGCGCUCGCCGAGCAGCGCCGCAAGCUCGCCCGCCUGCAGCCCGCCGGCGCCGCGCCGGCCCCGGCCCACGCCAACGCCACGUCCGCCCGCGCCGACAAGAAGCGGAAGAAGAAGAAGGAGAAGGCGGCGGCGGCGGCGGCGGCAGUUGAGCAGGUCGCCGAGGAAGUAGCGGACGAACCCGAACCGGAGCCCGAACCCGUGCCGGAGCCUGUUGUCGUGGAAACCGUCGUGAGCGAGCCUGCCGCCGCCGUCGUCGUCGAGGAGGAGGAGGAGGAGGAAGAGCCAGAGGCUCAGGAACCCGAGGCCGCCCCGGAACCCGUCGUCGAGCCUGCCGCCCCCGUCGUCGUGGAGACGCCCGUGGUCCCCUCCCCGUCGUCGUCGGGCAAGAAGAAGAAGAAGGUGGCCAAGGUGGAGCCCGCCGUCGCCAAGCCCCAGGACAACGUCGCCGCCGUGGCGCCCAUCGUCGUGGAGCCCGUCGUCGUGGAGGUCGCCGUGGAGACGGCCGCUGCCCCGCCUGUCGCCGUGGCUACCGUCGCCCCGGUCAAAGCUGAAGAGCCCAAAGCAGAAGCCCCUCCCCCAGCCGCCGCGCCCAGCAAGAGGAGCAGGAAGAAGAAGGCGGAGCCAGUUGCCCCUGUGGUGGAGGCGACCACUGUUGCCCCUGUUGCCCCUGUUGCCCCUGUUGCCCUGGUAGCCGCUGUGACCCCUGAGGCCGUUGCCGUGCCGUCCGCGCUGCCCGCCCUGCUCUCGGCCCUCAGCACCCUGACCGACGCCGAGACCCUGAAGCUCAUGGAGACGCUCGGGGACAAGGCCGGACAGGACUCCUGGCAAAUGGCUUCUCUGAAAGGAGACCCCAUGGCUGCGGUGAAGAAGCAGCUGGAGGAGAAGGAGAAGGCCCUGGCAGCGGAACUGGAGAACUCUGCCACCGCUAAGAACCGCGUGAAGGAACUCACCAAGGAGCUGGGUGCGGAGAAGUCUCGCCUGGCGGCGGUGGAGACUCGUCUGAGCUCGGAGCUGAGCGGGCGGCAGCAGGAGCUGAUGGCUCUGCAGGCGCGCAUGCAGGCCUCCUACGAGGAGCACCUCAUGGAGACGCAGCAGCUCACCGGCAAGAUCCAGAGUCUGCAGGAGCAGCUGGAUAGCGGCCCCAACGCCCAGCUGGCCCGUCUGCAGCAGGAGAACUCCAUCCUCAGGGACGCCCUCAACCAGGCCACCAGCCAAUCAGAGAGCAGGCAGAAUGCGGAGAUGGCGAAGCUGCGUCAGGACUGCAUCCGUCUCAGCCGGGAGCUCAGCGAGCGCACCGACGCCCACCUGGCCGAGGAGGAGCGCCGGAAGGUCCUGGAAGCCAAGAUGGCCGCCGCGGAGGAACAGCUGGUCCAGGUCCAGGUGCGUUCCCAGGAGAGCGAGCGCUGUCUGCAGGCGGAGCUGGAGCGCGUGGGGGCGGAGCUGGCGCUGGCGUCGCAGGGCGGCGGCGGGAUGAGCCAGCAGCUGGACACACUCAGCACACAGCUGCAGCAGCAGCUACUGCAGGCCCAGGAGCAGGCCGCCACACUCACCGAGCUUCAGGAGCGCCUGGCCGCCACCGAGGCCGAGCUGAAGGAGAAGUGCGCCGAGCUGGAGGCUCUUAGGACCCAGCAGACACCCGCCACCGCCGACGCCGCUGCCGCCGCUGCCCCAGAGGCUCCCGCAGAGACCGAGGCUGAGACCCCAGCCGUCACCGAGGAGGAGCAGCCGCCCGCAGUGGAGGAGGUGGAGAAGGAGGCGGAGGGAGAGACCUCCCUGGACGAGGAGGUGCAGGUGAUCGAGGAGGAGGUGGUGCCAGCAGAAGCAGUGGAGGCGACAGCUGAGGAGGUGGAGGAGGUGGCAGUUGUGGAGGAGGAGGAGGAGGUGGAGGUGGUUGCUGUUGAGGAGGAGGUGGUAGCUGUACAGCAGCAGGAGGAGGUUCAGCAAGAGGCGCAGGCUGCAGUGGAGAGUGAGCCACAGGCUGAUCACACAGCGGAGAUCGAGGAGCUGAGGAGCAGCCUGCAGCAGAAGGAGGCUGAGUUGAGCUCGGUGACGGAGGAGCUGCUCAAACUGAAGGGGGAGAUGGAGCUGCUGAAGGCCGAACCUGCACCCAUCCCUGAGGCCCAGCACAACGGUGUGAAGGAUGUGGAAGAGCCAGCUGUUGAGACUGCAGUGGAGGAGUCCGUAUCAGAGCCAACCCCCGUCACAUGUGCUCCCGACACCACCGCCGACAUCGAGCAGCUCCAGAGCAGUCUGGAAGAGAAGGAUCGUCUGGUGGCGUCACUUCAGGAAGAGCUGGAGCUGGUCAAGGCCCAGACAGAGACCAAGGAGGACCUGCCUGAGAUGGAGCAGCUGCAGGCGGAGCUUAUCCAGCUGAAGGAGGAGCUAGAACAAGUCAAGAGUGCCAAGACGGAGGCGGAGGAAGCAUCAGAAGCUGAGCAGCCAUUUGAAAACCUGGAGAAGGACGCUCGUAUGAUGUCACUGGAGGAGGAGCUGCAGCAGCUGAAGGACGAGCUGGAGCAGGUGAAGAACAAGAGCAACGAGUUGAGGGAGAAGAACUGGUCGGCGAUGGAGGGUCUGGCUACGGCCGAAAAGCUGGGCGAGGAGAGACUGACCCAAGCCAAAGAUGCACUGGCCGAGGCUGAGAAACAGCUGAGCUCUUUCCAGACAGAAGCCAAGACUGCCCUACAGACACUAUUCCCACAGGUUGCCAUAGAGACAGAACAGACUAACUGGUUGGAGGCGUUCACGGCCAAAGCCCAGGAGAUGCUCAGAGACGGCCAGCCCAGCCAGGAGCUCCAGCAGGAGGGAUCCACACCAUCGGACCUGCCGGAGCUGCUGUCCAAGCUGCAGGAGGCCGAAGAGUCCCAGAGGAUACUGAAGGCCGAGUGUGACCAGUACCGCACCGUACUGGGGGAGACGGAGGGCAUGCUGAAGCAGCUGCAGAAGAGUGUGGAGGAGGAGGAGCUCGUCUGGAAGGCCAAGAUCGCCGAGGCCGAGGGGCAGAGGCAGGCGGCCCUGGAACAGGUGAAGGCGCUGGAGGAGGCUGCAGAAGCCAUGAGGACAGACAGUCCAAACACGGAACAGCUGAAGGAGCAGGUGAUGCUUCUAGAAGCUCAGCUGGAAAAACAGCUGGAGUCGCUGACCUUCAGCCAGACCUACGCCGAGGAGAUCGCACAGCUGAAGGCGUCUCUGUCGGGGGCCCAGGCUCAGCUGGAGGCUGCUCAGGCAGAAGCCCAGAAACAGACGUCUGAACUCGCCACGGUGAGGCAGCAGCUGAGGGAGUCGACUGAGCGCGUGCAGAACGAGGACUCCUCCCACUCGCCGGGGUCAGAGGUCACACAGGUGCAGAGCCAGCUGGAGAUGACGGCUGGGAAAUUACUGACUGAGGAGGCCAUGAAGCAGCAGCUAGCAGAGAACUACGAGCAGGCUCAGAAGUACGUGACGGACCUUCAGACCCAGCUAGAGACUCUCAGAGCAGAGGGAGAGGGACCCAACAUCGAGAUGAAGGAGCGUCUGGAUAAGGAGAAGAAGCUGACGAGGGACCUGGGGCAGGCCGCCACCAAGCUGCAGCAGCUGCUCAAGGCCACCCAGGACCAGCUGGCCAAGGAGCGGGAGACCGUCAAGAACCUUCUGGAACAAACACAGGGCAAGGAAACUGAGGAGCCAAAGGAGGGAACAUCUGUCUGAGCCAGAGUGGACAACCAUCAGAGAGAGAACGAGAGAGAAAAGAGAGGGAAUAAAAAGAGGAAGAUGAAGACGAAGAUGAGCGACUUUUCCAAGAUGCCUUAAUUUACUCGACAUAUUCAUUUAUAUCUUUGUAGUCUCACAGUGCUGUAGUAGCUGCUGGGUGGAAUGGACCUUUCGGAAUGGAGGGAAGGAUGAAGGGAAUAAAAGAAAGGAAGGAAGAGGGAGAAAGGGAAAAAAAGAGGGAGAAAGAGAGGGGGAAGAAGGUCUGGGAAUGAAUGAGCGGACUGAGAAAUCUAGUUAUGUAUCUUUUUUUUUUUUUUUUUUUUUAAUUGAAGAUCAAAGAUUUAAACGUGGGACGCUUCAGCCGAGAUGAGGCGGGCUGCGGGUGUCUCAGUGGACUCACAUUCCCAGAAUGCACCAUUCUGUCAGUGUUAAUGGAUCAAAGGGAAAAAAUCCUCCAUGUGGCUGCGUCACUGCACAAUUUGUGGCAGUUGAGGAAAAAAAAAUAAAACAAGAUGGUGCAAUCACUUUACUUUUAACUUUAUUGUUUUUUUGUUUUUUUUCUCUUGUCCUUUUUUCAAAUGGGAGUGGAGGACCUCAACCUCGCCACCCAAACCCAGGAAUAGAAGGGAGGGAGGGGGGAGGGAGAGAGGGCAGGAGAGGUGUGGUGACAUUUCUCCAAUGCGGUACGGAGACAACAUGCAAUGUUUGGCCCCUGCACCUGUUGCUACGGGGACGGAACACCCUCAUAAUGUGAUCAUUUGUAAUGAAACAAUAAAAAACAAUGUAGACCAUA
This is a messenger RNA of Sardina pilchardus (European sardine), 4691 nucleotides long. RefSeq names its product ribosome binding protein 1b (gene rrbp1b). The transcript is spliced from 29 exons. The record is from RefSeq and is a predicted model, not a curated record. The coding region runs from base 89 to 3895 and encodes 1268 amino acids. Gene Ontology annotation, cellular component: endoplasmic reticulum membrane. Lineage: Eukaryota; Metazoa; Chordata; Actinopteri; Clupeiformes; Clupeidae.